AUGCGAUUUGGAGAAAACAUGAGCAUUGAUUCCAAGUCGAUCACAAACUACCUGCGCGAAGUUCAAUUCAACCCGCAAUCAGAGACUACAAAAGACAACCACUCUGAAACUGGUCUUAGACAGAGGAUGGCAGCAAGCCUGAAUUACUCCACACAUUUACAUCUACGCCCAAAGCCACGAACACAAACCCCAAAGCUCCUCUCCAUCGCAAUCAUGCCCCCCAACACACACUCCCCCUCCUUCACCAUCCAAAUCACAUACAACCCCGACGCUAACUCCAACUCCACGAAAUUUCCAAUCACAGACAUCUACCACGAAACAAGUCUCCUGACCGCUUGCGAGAAGCUCAACGAUGUGCAAACUUCAAGAAACAUUUUCGGGCGUACGAUGAUCAUGCAGUGGUCGAUUAUAGAUGGACCGACGGGGCGGAAAAUCUUGAUGCAUGAAAGCGAGGCGGAGACGGAUUGGUAUGAUGUGAUUGCGAAGAUUGAGUGUGAGGAUGUUGGGGAAGAGGUUGUGAGGGAGAUGAGGGAGCUUGAAAGAUCGGGAUCUUGGAGGUUGAUGGGGUUGAUCGAUGAAGAUUUCAUGAUUUGGUCGUGCUCAUUUCAGAAGGUGGAUAUGUCAGCGCACAUAUCUUCCAAGGGGAACUUUGCCAUGCCGCCGGCUACUGUGGAAGCCAUGAGGGAUGAACCAGAGCAUGCAGUACUGCCAUCAUCGUUCGCGGACCGCGAGCCUGAGAUAUGGGCUGUGGCAAGCGAGCUCGAUACCAGUAUGUUCAGCAUGCGAUUGGAUGGCAGUUCUCCGACUGAGCGAGCGGCUAUUCGAACCCGAUUCGAUGCUCCGACGGCUGGCCGCCGUCUUCCAAGCCCCAGCAUAGCGAGCGAUGCAAGCCAGUAUUCAACGUCAGCUGCUGUUAGUGAGCAGCAGUUGACUUUCGAAAACGAACGAGACUAUGCUCCCGUGCCAGGACACGAUACUGGGCGCCCAGCCAGAGAGACGCAUCGCAGCCGGAGCUUUGACCGCCGGAGCGAGCAGCAUCACCUCCUCGGAAGCCAGCACCGAGAGGUUGGACGAUCUCAAAACUGCGCAAAGUCGAAUCUGAAGGUGACUUGCGGGAGCGCUGUCGCACGGCAUAUCGACUACAUCCAUCUGAGGGGGUAUUCUCAUCGCUCAGCGCCAGAAGUUGAAGAUUCAGUCCCUAGACCCUUCUCCGUGACACUGAUACAUACUCGGCCCGACGGAGCUGCGCAGUCAGUAAAGUGUAUUGGCUUGCGUGACGAUAUUGCGGCGUCGCUCAAGCUUGUCGAGGACAUAGCAAACGACCCAAGACUGCAUGGACGGACAAUUCAGAUCACGGUGCAGGGCGAGGAUAAUGGGUGGCGAGACCCAUAUGAUGGUUGCAAAGGGUACGAAGCUGUCGGACCACAUUCUAGAUAG
Messenger RNA from Pseudocercospora fijiensis CIRAD86, 1437 nucleotides. RefSeq lists its product as uncharacterized. The transcript is spliced from 10 exons. Bases 1 to 1437 code for a protein of 478 amino acids. The record is from RefSeq and is a predicted model, not a curated record. Lineage: Eukaryota; Fungi; Ascomycota; Dothideomycetes; Mycosphaerellales; Mycosphaerellaceae.